AUGGUGAGCAAGGAGGAGAUGCCCACGAUCGUCGCCGGGCAGGGUCCGUCCCCCCCGAACCCGAUGUUGGUGGAGAAGUUCCAGGGCGUCAUCUCGCAGCUCUUCACGCAGCGCAUCAUCCGCAUGGGCGGGCAGGUCGACGACGACAUGGCCAACCUGAUCGUGGCCCAGCUCCUGUACCUGGACUCCGCGGACCAGAAGAAGGACGUGACGCUCUACAUCAACUCCCCCGGUGGCUCCGUGACCGCCGGCAUGGCGAUCUUCGACACGAUGCGCCACGUGCGGCCAGACGUGUCGACGGUGUGCGUGGGCAUGGCCGCGUCGAUGGGCGCGUUCCUGCUCGCCUCGGGCCAGCAGGGCAAGCGGUACUCGCUGCCCAACUCGCGCAUCAUGAUCCACCAGCCGCUCGGCGGCGCGCAGGGGCAGGCCGCGGACAUCGAGAUCCAGGCGAACGAGAUCCUGCACCACAAGCUGGUCCUGAACGGGUACCUGAGCGAGUUCACGGGCCAGUCGAUGGAGCAGAUCACCAUCGACACGGACCGGGACUUCUUCAUGUCGUCGCAGGAGGCCGUCGAGUACGGCAUCGUCGACGCCGUCGUGACGCGGCCGCAGGUCAUGGCGUAG
Molecule: messenger RNA, 624 nt
Organism: Pedinophyceae sp. YPF-701
Lineage: Eukaryota; Viridiplantae; Chlorophyta; Pedinophyceae
Source: the annotation of a GenBank genome assembly